UAGUCAGAGAGAGAGAGCUCAGGGAGAGGGAGGGAGGGAGGCAGAGAAAGAGAGAGACACACACACACAUAGAGAGUCAGAGAGAGAGAGAGACAGAGACAGAGUGAGAGAGAGCUCAGGGAGAGAGGCAGAGAGGGGGCUGAGCUGGGCUGAGCAGGGCAGGGAUGGAGGAGGUGGGCAGCGUUGAGGACUUGUGUGGGAGUGUGGAGUUGAGGCGGUGCGGGGGAUUGAACCUGUACCAGCGAGUGUACAGCCGCAUCAUGCAGCGUUUCCCCGCAGAUAUCCACUCCUUCUGCCACCCACAGGUGCCCCCGGCCCGCAGGCAGCAGCUGCUUCACCUGCUCAGGAGCAUCGACCACCUCACCUGCCAAAAACUACAGAUACUAUUCUCAUUCUCUGUCCCAAGUCCAGAGGCAUUGACAUUCCUGGCAGAUCUAAAGCAGCCCGUGAUCUCAGCUGGUGCUGGCACUGGGUAUUGGGAAUAUCUGCUUCAGUGUCACGGUGUCGACGUCAUAGCUUUCGAUGCAAAUGAAGUUUAUCCUCCAGAAAUACGAUACUCCGAGGUUUUGACCAGUGGGCCUGAGAUCCUCGAGCAGUAUCCUGACCGAAUACUUCUUCUAGCUUGGCCGGACACAGACGAGUCGUCAACGUUUUCCGUGGACUGCCUGAGGCGUUUCCGUGGCGACACGCUGGUCCACGUUGGCGAGCUGCUGGGUGAAACGCAGUCUGCCAACCCCUGGGGGCAGUCAUCGUCUCGAGAGUUCCAGCUGAGCCUAGCGGAGGAUUUCUGCUGCGUCAGCAGGAUUAAACUCCCCAACUGGCCGGGUCACCUCGACUCACUGACCUUGUGGAGAAGGAAGAAUGUCCAACCUGUCGUGUGUGACAAAGCUCACUUUCAUUACGUCAACGCUCAGGGUAGAGUGUAUUUAUAACGCGGGCCAAGGAACUGCAGAUGCUGGUUUACAACGAAGGUAGACGCAAGUGCCUGAGUAACUCAGCGGGACAGGCGGCAUCUCUGUAGAGAAGGAAUGGGCGACGUUUCGGGUCUCGACCCUUCUUCAGACUUUCUUCCCUGGGUCUCGACCCGAAAUGUCACCCAUUCCUUCUCCCCAGAGAUGCUGCCUGUCCCGCUGAGUCACUCCAGCAUUUUGUAUCUAUUUGCAAUCCUCAUUCUGAAUAAGGGAUGGCACGGUGGCGCAGCGGGUAGAGUUGCUGCCUCACGGCGCCAGAGACCCGGGUUCCAUCCCAACUAUGGGCGCUGUCUGUACGGAGUUUGCACGUUCUCCCCGUGACCUGCGUGGGUUUCCUCCGGGUGCUCCGGUUUCUCCCCACACUCCAAAGACGUACAGGUUUGUAGGCUAGUUGGCUUCGGUAAAAAUUGUCCGUAGUGUGUGUAGGAUGGUGCUGGUGUACGGGGUGAUCGCUGGUCAGUGCGGACUCGGUGGGCCGAAGGGCCUGUAUCUCUGAACUGUCUUGACCUGAAACGUUGUUCUGUCCAGUCUGCAGAAGGGUCCAGACAUGAACCAUGGUCUAUCAUGCCUGAAGUAGAGUCCCAACCCAAACAAUGGUCCAUCGCAUCUGAAGAAGGGUCACUGCCCAGAAAUGCCCUCUGUCCAUCCCACCACAGAUGCUGCCUGACCCGCUGACUUCCUCCAGCACUUUGUGUUUUGCUCCAGAUUCCAGCAUCUGCAGUCUCUUCUGUUUCUGUGAAUAAAAGUGCACUGCUAAACGCUGCCUUUCUAAUUUAUUUUUACAUUUUUAGUCUCCCAUGUAUGUUAUGUCGUCGGAAAGCAACACAUAUUGUCUCUACAGACUAUCGUUCCAGGUGCGACAGAGGUUUACCUGCAUCUCUUCCAACCUCAUCUAUUGCGUCCGCUGCUCUAGAUGUCAGCAGAUCUAUAUCGGUGAGACCAAGCGGAGGUUGGGCGAUCGUUUCGCCGAACACCCCCGCUCGGUCCGCAAUAACCAAGCUGACCUCCCGGUGGCUCAGCACUUCAACUCCCCCUCCCACUCCGUCUCCGACCUCUCUGUCCUGGGUCUCCUCCAUGGCCACAGCGAGCAGCACCGGAAAUUGGAGGAACAGCACCUCAUAUUCCGUUUGGGGAGUCUGCAUCCCGGGGGCAUGAACAUCGAAUUCUCCCAAUUUUGUUAGUCCUUGCUGUCUCCUCCCCUUCCUCAGCCCCCCUGCUGUCUCCUCCCAUCCCCCAGCCUUCGGGCUCCUCCUCCUUUUUCCUUUCUUGUCCCCGCCCCCGAUCAGUCUGAAGAAGGGUUUCGGCCCGAAACGUUGCCUAUUUCCUUCGCUCCGUAGAUGCUGCUGAACCCGCUGAGUUUCUCCAGCUUUUUUGUGUAACCUUGUCGCUACAGACUGUCAGGCGUGAGAAUAUUAAAGUGUUUGUUAUACUGGGAACACUGUGGU
Leucoraja erinaceus (little skate) is the source of this 2416-nucleotide messenger RNA. RefSeq lists its product as uncharacterized. NCBI's taxonomy places the organism in Eukaryota, Metazoa, Chordata, Chondrichthyes, Rajiformes, Rajidae. Bases 165 to 932 code for a protein of 255 amino acids. The record is from RefSeq and is a predicted model, not a curated record. The transcript has 4 exons.